UCUCUCUCUUCUCCAGUAGAGAAGUGUGAGGUGGCUCUCUCCUCUCCUCUCCCUCACACAGCCUUCACUGCCUCCUCAGUCUUCACCAGUGGAUACGCUCCAGGCUACGCCAAGCUCAACCAGAGAGGAGCUGACUGCUUCCAGGCGUUCUCAGGCAACUCCAACACUGAGAGCGUGGUAAGACACGACCUGGCGCAAGGCAUUGUGGGCCGGUUGCUGCGUUUUGUACCGCUGGACUGGAGUGGAGAGGGACGCAUCGGCCUCCGCAUAGAGGUCUACGGCUGUUCCUACUGGGCAGACGUAAUAAACUUUGAUGGACAGGGAGUUAUAUCAUACCGAUUUAAGGUGAAGAAGAUGAAGAUCAUAAAGGAUGUGAUCGCUCUGAAGUUUAAAACGUGGGAUAGUGAAGGAGUCAUUCUACACGGAGAGGGACAGCAAGGAGACUAUAUUACAUUAGAGCUACGCAAGGCCAAACUCCUGCUGCAGAUUAACCUAGGCAGUAACCAGUACGGUUCGAUCUUGGGCCACACCUCUGUGACGUCUGGAAGCCUAUUGGAUGAUCACCACUGGCACUCUGUGGAGAUUGAACGAUACCGACGCAACGUUAACUUCACCCUGGACACACACACACAACACUUCAGGACCAACGGAGAGUUUGACCAUCUGGAUCUGGACUACGAGUUGAGUUUUGGUGGCAUGCCCUACAGUGGUAAGCCAGUGGGAGGGGGGAUGAAGAACUUCAGAGGCUGUAUGGAGAGCAUCAACUACAACGGAGACAACAUCACUGAUCUGGCACGACGCAAGAAGCUAGACACCUCCAGCUUUCGUAAUCUGUCAUUCUCUUGCAUGGAGUCUCACUCCUUCCCAGUUUUCUUCAACGCCACCAGCUUCCUGCAGCUCCCAGGAAGAGCCAAUCAGGAUGUAGUAUCACUUAGAUUCCAGUUCCGCACCUGGAACGCCAACGGACUCCUCCUCUUCAGUAACCUUGACGACGGAACGCUUGAGAUAGCCCUUGACGACGGGAAGAUGGGAGUUCACUUCAACGUGACGCAGACGAAGAACACCAGGAUAGCAAUAUCAUCAGGUUCAGGCCUUAACGACGGCCAGUGGCACGCGGUGCAUCUAGUUGCUAAGGAGAACUCUGUCAUGUUGACGAUCGAUGGAGACGAAGCGUCAGCGGUUCGAACCACCACACCUAUCAUCAUCAGGACUGGUGGAACAUACCAUCUGGGAGGGUACUUCCUGCCUACCUUAGCCCCUCCCACCCAAAGGUCGUUCCAGGGCUGCAUGCAGGCAAUUCUGUUGGAUGAUCAGCCGGCGGAUAUGCAUGCCGUGGAGAAAGGCAUUGUGGGAGUGUUUGAGAACGUCAGCUUGGACAUGUGUGCCAUCAUAGACAGGUGUAUGCCUAACCAUUGUGAGCAUGGAGGCAGGUGUAAACAGACGUGGGAUCAUUUUAGCUGCACCUGCGACAGAACCGGAUACACUGGAGCCACUUGCCACACAUCGUUGUUUGAACAGAGUUGUGAGGCGUAUAAACACCUGGGCAGAUCUUCAGACACAUUCUGGAUAGAUCCGGAUGGGAGUGGACCCCUCGGACCCUUCAAAGUCAACUGCAACAUGACAGAAGACAAGGUGUGGACUACAGUGGUAAAUAAUCUACCAGCCCAGACCUCAGUGACCGGGUCUAGCAGAGAGAGACGCACUGUGCUGCAACUCAACUACAGUGCCUCUAUGGAACAGGUCACAGCUAUUACCACCAGUGCUGAACACUGUCAACAACAAGUGUCGUACGCCUGCCGCAUGUCCCGACUGCUCAACACACCCGAGGGAACCCCCUACACAUGGUGGGUGGGUAAGAGCAGUGAGAAACAUUUCUACUGGGGAGGAUCAGGGCCGGGGAUACAGAAGUGUUCCUGUGGUAUCGACAGGAACUGUACUGACCCCAAAUACGACUGUAACUGUGACGCUGACCACAAACAAUGGAGAGAGGACAGUGGUCUGUUAGUGUAUAAGGACCAUCUGCCAGUCAGUCAGGUUGCCGUGGGUGACACCAACCGGCAGGGUUCAGAGGCCAAGCUCACCAUUGGGCCACUCCGUUGUCAAGGAGACCAUAACUACUGGAACGCGGCGUCGUUCACAACGCCCUCCUCCUACCUGCAUUUCUCCACCUUCCAGGGACAGACCAGCGCAGACAUCUCCUUCUACUUCAAGACCAGCGCUCCCUACGGGGUGUUCCUGGAAAACCUCGGCAACCCUGACUUCAUACGCCUCGAACUCAAAUCUCCUACUGUUGUCUCGUUCUCCUUUGAUGUGGGGAACGGUCCCGUGGAGUUGGCCGUCCAUUCAGCCACGCCCCUCAACGAUGACCAAUGGCAUCGUGUGAUGGCGGAGCGGAACGUGAAGGAGGGGGUGCUACAGCUGGAUCUGAACUAUAGGGAAACUCGUCCCGCCCCUCCACAGGGACACACAAGGCUAGAGCUGUUUAGUCAGCUUUAUGUGGGUGCAGCAGGGGGUCAGAGGGGGUUUCUGGGAUGCAUUCGCUCCCUCAGGAUGAAUGGUGUGACCCUUGACCUUGAAGAGAGGGCCAAGGUAACUCCAGGUGUAAAGCCAGGCUGUCAGGGUCAUUGUACCAGUUAUGGGAUGUACUGCAGGAACGGAGGAAAGUGUGUGGAGAAAUAUAAUGGUUACUCCUGUGACUGCACUGCCACGGCAUACGACGGACCCUUCUGCACCAAAGAUGUGGGGGGCUUCUUUGAGGCGGGCACUCUGGUGAGAUACAACUUCCUGUCAGAGGCAGCGGCAGCCAAUCAGGACGCAAGGUUCCUUGCCCAACCUUUAACUGCACAGGAAGUGAAUCUGACAGGAGAAGCAGUAGCGUUUAGCUUCAGUACAUCCAACACACCGGCUAUACUGCUGUACGUCAGCUCCAAGACACAAGACUACCUGGCACUGGUGCUACGGCAGAAUGGAACUCUCCAGGUGCGGUAUAACCUGGGCGGUCUCAAGGAGCCGUUCACCAUAGACGUGGACCAGCGUAACCUAGCCAACGGACAGCCACACACUAUCAACAUGUCCAGAAUCAACAGGACUAUCACCAUACAGUUGGACCACUACCCCCCUGUCAGUUACUCUCUCCCAGAGGCUUCAAACACACACUUCAACCUGGUCAAGACAUUAUUCCUGGGGAAAGUAUUUGAAACCGGAGUGAUAGACCCAGUGCUUAUAGAGCGUUAUAACACUCCAGGGUUCGUAGGCUGUCUGUCACGCGUCCAGUUCAACGGAGUCGCACCCCUGAAGACUGCCCUAAGAAACCCUAUAGCAGACAGACCAACAGACAGACAGUCUGUGCCAGUGUCCUACCAGGGUAAACUGGUAGAAUCUAACUGUGGAGCAUCACCUCUCACCAUCCCACCAAUGUCUGCUGUCACCGAUCCUUGGCGCCUGGACUCAGGUGCAGAGUUCCCAUUCAACGAGGAGAGAGUGAUCCCAGAUGGAGUCAACAGGAACGCAGCCAUUAUAGGAGGUAUCAUUGCUGUGGUGAUCUUCACCGUCCUGUGCACACUGGUGUUCCUGAUUCGCUACAUGUUCCGUCACAAGGGCUCCUACCACACCAAUGAAUCAAAAGGGGCGGAGCCAGCCAGUGGCGAAUCAGCAGACACCACCAUCAUCUGCGCCGAAACCAACCCGGAAACCAUAGAGGAAUCAAAGAAAGAGUGGUUCAUCUAACUGCCAAUUGAAAAACAGAUGAGGAUUGGAGAGUGGGAUGUUCAUCUGUUGACCAAUCACAGGAGAGAUGGAUGGAGACGUCUACUGAAUGGAGGAGGGAGUGGGAGUGGGUGAAAGAGGGU
Molecule: messenger RNA, 3848 nt
Organism: Salvelinus namaycush (lake trout)
Lineage: Eukaryota; Metazoa; Chordata; Actinopteri; Salmoniformes; Salmonidae
Product: contactin-associated protein-like 2
Exons: 26
Source: RefSeq, a predicted model, not a curated record